Columba livia (rock pigeon) is the source of this 8181-nucleotide messenger RNA. It is a transcript of the gene MMP23B, whose product is annotated as matrix metallopeptidase 23B. NCBI's taxonomy places the organism in Eukaryota, Metazoa, Chordata, Aves, Columbiformes, Columbidae. The coding region runs from base 3745 to 4947 and encodes 400 amino acids. Gene Ontology annotation, cellular component: extracellular matrix. Gene Ontology annotation, biological process: proteolysis; collagen catabolic process; extracellular matrix organization. The record is from RefSeq and is a predicted model, not a curated record. The transcript is spliced from 10 exons. Gene Ontology annotation, molecular function: metalloendopeptidase activity; zinc ion binding.
AGGGGCCAGGGGUGGCAAACGGUUCCGUGUCUGUUGUGUUAUUCUCAUUUCUUAUGCCUAAGGUGUCAGUGCAUUCAGGAGAAAACAGGGAGCAUCUGCUUCAUUUUGUUAUCAUUUCUUUGGAUACUAAAAGAAGAGAGUCUUCCAAGUGAGUAUUGUCCCUGAAGGGAAGAAAACGUAGGGAGGCUGCAGCCUUCAACUUCCAGGCUGUGCAGCUGUUGCAGAAAAUAUCUAUAUAUAUAUUUUUUCCCCUGAGUAAUGAAAAGAGAUUUUGUAGGGGAAGAAAGAGCUCCCCUCAAGUUUAUGUUUUUAUUUUUUUCAACUCUUUUCCAUUUCAGGAUCUCGUGAUCUUGUUUUCAUAUCUGAAACUCAUUGCAUGGCCGAGAUAGAGCUGGAAUUUUGCGCAGCAUAAUAUACCUGCUUGAGAACUGCUGCUUGUAAAGAGAGCUUUCAGGUUGGGAGUUUCUUCUUCCAUUUCCCUCUUCUUGCCGUGGUUGCUUUGGAGGAGCAAGAGCGGAGCGGCUCAGCACCAUUUUGACCCUUUCGUUUUCCUAGUGAGAAGGGAAUGGCUGCACCACGACCCAGGAGGGCCAAGGUGGUCAGUGGAGCCCCAGGAACGCGAGGAGGCGACAGGAUGCCGCGUCUGCCAGGAUUUCAGGAGGAUUGAUCCAUCCACAAGUGGAUUACAGAUCAUUAACGCAGCCCACUGAAGAGCAGCACCAAAAACAUCCCCACCCAGGGAAGCAAUUGCUACUACGGACACACUUUAUUCUGCGUAUUGAGAAAAACUUCUCCCUCAUUUCAUUCCUGAAAUUCUACUUGCUACGUGGCCAUGACGGGGCCGCUGAGCUUCUGGCUGAGGUCAGGCCCACGUCUCUUUGGUACCACGAGGUCAGGCACUUCAGGGAGCUGCAGCUCCAAUUGACAGUUAAGCAAAAUAUUCCAUUUUCCUCGCCAGCUGGAUCAACCCCUUGUUUUCAGCUCAUUUGCUAUUCAGCAGAGCGUGGAUUUUUCUAGGAACAUCAGCAGAUGCUGAUCACGAGGGGCUGUGUGAUAGAAAGUGGGAGGAUGCUUGGGGAAUACAGAACAGUUUUAUUCUCCGCCUCCCUGGGGAAUGUUGCUCCUUGAUACAGCAGAUCAAAUCCUUUUUAGUCCAUGACCCACUGAAAAAGUCCCAAGUUUUAACUGCCGUUCCCACAGGAACCACACAAAAAGGUUGGGUGGUUGUUUUUGCUCUUCCCCCCAAGUUGUGAGACGCAGGGAUAAAUAUGUGAGUGCUUUUUAAAAUAGGAGCUAUAUGGGGAUUUGCUAAUUCUUUUCGCAUGGGCCACCAAGGAGCCAAUAUGUGGUAAAUCACAUUCAGCUGCGUGUGCUCCCUCCCCUGCCCGCGCUGGGGUUGGACCGGUGCCUGAGGGAUGGGACGCGGAUGCCGUGAGCCAUUGGACACCAUCACAUCUUGGGUCCUUAUUCUUCUCCACCUCCAUAUAGAACUCCCAGUUCAUGACGGGGAAGCUAAUGAGAGCGGUUUGUUCCAGUGCUGAAUAAUAUGCACUUAAUCCAUGAUUAAUUAAGAGGUUUUGUGAGAGGUGAGGUUUAUUUGGGGUGUUCAGACAGCUGCAGUUCCAGCACGAAUGGUUGUUCUCUGCAUAGUGCCUCCUAGCAUGAGAUAUGAUGUGGUACAUAUAGAUAUGUUGUAAUAGAUUGUUCUUGCAUCAUCCUGGGGACUUGAACGAAGCAGUGCCAAUGGGAUUCCUGGCCCAUGCACCAGGGCCAACUUUCCUUUUAAAUGUGGCAAAUGAGAACCAUUUAGAAAUAGUGCUAAAGUAACAUUUAGUGUUAGCAAUGCUGAAUGAAGGGGAGGAGAGAAAUGCUAAGAAUAAUCCACGGAAGUGAGAAAGUAUUUAUUUUGAGCUAAAACUCGCCCUUGGGAAGGUGGCCAUAUGUUGUGUUUGAUAUGUCAGCCCCACUUUAAACGUUUCGGCAAUUAAGACUGAAAAUAGCAAAGCAAGACUGAGGUGAUUUAACAAGGAAAGUGCAUAGUGUUGUGCAAAUGAUCCAGUCCUUUAUGUUCUCCAGAGCCUCUAGGCGACUCUUGGCGGAUUUUAUACAACAUUCAUUCUCUCCUGACAGCUGUUUAGAGCUUUUCAUGUGACAUUUAUUGCGUGCAGGGAUCUUGGGAUGUGCAUCCGUGUUUGCUUAGAAAUCCCAGCUCCCCACAAUGAUAUCCAGGUCGCUGCUGCCGACAGGGUGAGGACAAAGCAGAGUCGGUUCUGUUCCCUGCCCUCCUUUCCAAUUCCCCGUUACACCAGAUGGAUUCCCUCAAAGUGUAAUGUGUUCCAUUGCUUUGAGACGCUGUGCAGAAACCAGAGCCAGGAAUGCUUUUCUGUCCAAAUAUAGUCAGGAUGACAGUUCUUGCCUGUACUCCAAACCAAAUAUCCGCACUCGAGAAGCUGAGACCUCUAAAAUUCAUCCGAACUCUGAAGUCGCAGCAGCAGUUUCUGCACUUGCAGAAAAGGUGUCGUUUGAGGGGCUCAGGCUGCCAGAUAGAGCAGGGAGAAUAUGUUCAGGUGUUGGAGAAGACAGAGAUAAAUCUCUAGAGUUCUGAGUAACCUCUUUCCCUUGGCGCAGGCAAAGGGGACUCUGGGACUUGUCUGAAGUGUCUGAACGAGGCUUAAAUUCUGACAAGUGCUGUAGAUUUGAGGCCACCGAAGGCUGCAUUUGAGAGUCUUUUAGGCACAAUUAUGUCUUGGCAAAGCCAGGAUGUUCUUAACCCGGGGCAGGAAACAGGGAUGAAAUGUCAACAGAUGUGCACUCUGGUUCUAAUAAUCCUUAAGAUGCCUACAGAAGGGAGCUGUGCUUCAAAUUCAACAACUACAGUAUUAACGAAUUAAGUCUAAACCUGCAGUUUUGCUUUUCUACCAGCAGCGGCACUGAGGGUCGUGCACUGAAGAACCCAGAUGCACGGUGACUUUAUCAGAAGCAUCGUUAGCGAGCACAGCGUGGAGUUCAUGUGUCUCCUCAGCUCUGCGAGUUGCAUCUCUAAGUUCUGAAUAUCUCAGCAGAAGAGCUUUCCCCAUCUGACUCUCAUUGCCAUAAUGACUGAGGUUUAUCUUGGCUUUACUGCUGAGCUGGUUUCUGAGCAAAUAUUUGGCUUAAGUUCUAGAAGUUUUGAAAGCGUUCUGCAGCCAGUUUGGUGAAGUUGGACGCACAGACACUGGAUUUGCUGGGGAUGGGCACAGCGCAUUCCCAGAGCUUCCCCAGCGGGACAGCGAGCUAUGUGCUUUCCAAGAAACCCAGCUCUCGCUUCUGAUCCAUCGAGGUGUAACCUGCUACCUCCCCAGGGAAGUGGGAUCCCAAAUGUCACAGGGGUCCUGAACCAUCUCCGCAGCACGUGGCGCAAGAAAAUAAAUGGUUAAUGUACAGUCUGAGCUCUGUCCCACUUCAGAAUAUUUCAGUAACUCAUGGGAGAAGCCUUGGCUGCAUGAAUAAGUAUUCAGAAACAAUGAGAUCCUCAAGAAUGCCCGUUUACUGAAGCUCCAGAUAUUGUUUGCUGGCAGAGUUCUUCUUUAGAGCCAGUGCUGCUUUCCUGGGAGCUGCUUGGCAAACAGGGAGAUCGCGGAGUUGCUUUGCCUGCCUGCUCAGAGCUGUUUGGCCGAGGACACCCCGGAUCAGGAGUACCCAGCACUCGGUGACGGGGCGGAAAAGUGCAGCUGUUUCUGAAAACCUGAGGAUUUCUGAGGCGACAUGGACCAAGCAGAACAGUUUUGUGCAGGCAGAAGGAAGAGCUUCCUCUCGGCUGACAAGAAGAGGAGCAAUGGCUGUAGAGCCAUGGUGGGGGUUUUCUGCAUUGUCCCUGCGGUGGCUUUGCUGGCUGUUGUGGGAGACCCAGCCGGAGCUGCAGUUCAGGAGAGUCAGGAAGAUGCCGCAUCCCCUGGUGUUCAUGGAGCGAGCGCCUCUGCUUUGCACAGCCCGGCUUUCCCACCUCAGCCUCCGGGACGCAGAAAACGAUACACGAUCACCCCCGGGCAGCUGAAAUGGGACCACUUCAACCUGACGUACAAGAUCUUGUCCUUCCCCAGAAACCUCAUCAGCGCCAGGGACACGCGCAGGGGCCUGGCGGCCGCCUUCCGCAUGUGGAGCGAAGUCUCGCCCUUCAGCUUCAGAGAAGUGCCGCGCCACGCCGCCAGCGACCUGAAAAUAGGCUUCUACUCGAUCAACCACACGGACUGUCUGGAGUCGCUGAUCCACCACUGCUUCGACGGCCCCACCGGGGAGCUCGCCCACGCCUUCUUCCCGCCCCACGGGGAAAUCCACUUCGAUGACCACGAGUACUGGAUCCUGGGGAACACGCGGUUCAGCUGGAAGAAAGGCGUCUGGCUCACCGACCUGGUCCACGUCGCGGCUCACGAAAUCGGACACGCCUUGGGGCUCAUGCACUCGCUGAACCCCAGCGCCCUCAUGCACAUCAACGCCACCCUGACCGGGAAAAAGACCAUUUCUCAGGAUGAGGUCUGGGGAAUCCACCGGCUGUACGGAUGUAAAGACAGAUUAUUCAUGUGCCCAUCAUGGGCGCAAAAAGGUUUCUGUGAGAAACGCAAGAAGCUGAUGAAAAAGCACUGUCCGUCUACCUGUGACUUCUGUUACGAAUUCCCCUUUCCAACGGUCCCCCCUACGCUGCCCCCGCCAAGGACAAAAACCAAGACGGUGUCUGAAGGCAGGAACGUCACCUUCCGCUGCGGCCAGAAGAUCAUUCAUAAAAAAGGCAAAGUUUACUGGUACAAAGAUAAGGAGCUGCUGGAAUACUCAUAUCCAGGUUACUUAUCCUUGAAUGAAGAUCACAUGAGCAUCAUUGCAAAUGCAAUUAAUGAAGGAACUUACACUUGUAUAGUAAAGAAAAAAGAAAGAAUCCUGACUACUUACUCCUGGCGAAUCAGACUGAAGCACUAACAAAGGCCCUGGAAUGAGCACUCGAUCACUGCCGCUUGUUGCAAAUUCAAAACGUUUCCUUGGCAUAAGGGACUCUGAGACUUGAUUACUGGAACAUAAAACUUGUAUCAAGUAUGUGCUAUACAGAGAAUUAAAAAAAAACAUGUUAAAGUGUCAGAUUUUGCAGUUAAACUCUGUGGAUCAGCAUGGACUGCUGGAAACAGAACAGAACUCCUCAAACAAAGGGAUGAACAGCUGAUGCUGCAGCGGAGGGGUGUGCAAGGAAGGUGAGCGGUUAUAUCUGUGAGUGUUUUGCUGACAUUUUUUUAGAUCCUGGUGCAAAGCAGUAGAAGAACUUAGGAAAACAGUGUAAGACCUAGUAUUGCUUUUUCUUUAGUUGUCAGAAGGAGGAUGUAUGGUCACAACAAACCUUUUCUAAUGACUGCAUUCUGCAUUUCAACGUGUUCAGUUUAAGCAUGCCCAUGACAUCUUUCAGCAGCUUUCCUGGGGUUUGUAUUUAUGACUCACAUAUUCUUACCCCAAUAGACUCCUGACCUCCAGCUGCAGCUCCUCACAUCUUGGCAUUUGCUGUCUGAUCUCAGCUCCUUUGCCAGAGAUGAGGUAAUUUCAUCCCUGUCCCCCAUGGGAUGAGGUAAAUGUGCCAUGUCCAACAGGAAAAUAGCACUAGUAUCGAUGGCAAAGCCUUGUGCACUCCAGCAUUUGUUUGUAUAGUCAGGAAUUGUGCUAAAAUCAUGGACACUUCACUUACCAGACCAGUGAGAGCUGGUUCUCCUUCAGUACAAGGCGAGCGGUCAGGCCUGACCAGAAACAGUUCUGCAUUCCUGCCCAGGGACAAAAAAAAGCCACAAUGCUGCUGGUCUCAAAAUCUACCACAGUUCUGGUACAUCCCAAUUCCAGUUCCAAGGCCUUUACCCAGAAAAACUCUUAAAAUGUGCUGAAACUGAUAGAAUGUUUAUAAUUGAAGUUAAUCCUUUGACUGGACUGGUGCCCAGUUCUGAUUGCACCAAUACCCCGGUAUUUUCCAAAUCCUCCUGUUCCCAGAAGAGAGCGAUUGCCUUAGAAAACAGAGACUUCAAAGGAUGUGAAAUUCCAGCACAGCUCCUCUGGUCUUUCAUCUUGGGAGAAAGGACUGGAACAUGGUAUUAAACCAUCAGCUUUGCUAAGCUCUUCUUGGUCUGGAAAAGGAAUAUUUAAAAGAACUUUCUAUGGAAAAUAGAGUUUCAAUUCUCCAUAUUACAUCUUUUUGGUUUAUAAAGCAAUAGAUUAAUUCUGCACCGGUGCCAUUGUAAAUACAUGUUUACAACACAAACAGGGUUUGGCUCAGCAGUGCACCCAGAAAUAGUGUGAGUACUGAGCCCAACCCAGCCUCGCUGGAAAGGAAACCUCAGAACUGUUAUGGCUUUUUGCCCUGACUAUUCAGACACAUACAAUUUACUUUAAAUAAAUUGAAAAUAAACCCCAGAAGUUGUUUGCUCAGGCUGACUAUCUUCUGUAGUAGCAUUAGCACAGAUUUGAGGGUAGUGGGGGAAUAAGUUCCCCCUCUAACAACCUCACCAACAUCCAAGUUUGCUGCAUGUGAUGAACUGAAAUCCUGCACACUUAAACAAUUAAAAACGUAUUUUAAUUCUACAAAUGUACAAGGAAAAACAAAAACAAAACAAACCCAACAAAACAAAAAAACUUAAAAAUAAACCAGAAGCUGUUCCAGGAUUGUACUUCAAGUUUUCCUUUGUCGGAUUUGGUAACGAUCCUUGGCUUCUCAGGUUCAUUCCAGUCCGCUAAUGGAAUGCAGAAGUUACGACUCCACACCCAGCAAGAGCCUUUGAAUCUGUGAUGACAUUGGACUUUUCUUCACACAUGAAAAACAUCGAGUGUCCCCGACGCGAAGAACAGAACUGUGGCGCUCACAAAUCCACUCACGGGAAUGGGGCUUUUUAUUCUUCUCCCCCUUCCUUCAUGUUGAGUUUAAAACUUGAGGCUGAACCCGGGUCCUGCAGCAGACGCUCCUUGAUUUGUGGUGGUCAGAUGAAAACCUGUGUCUUUGAGAUCAUCAUCACCCUGUCAAAACCAAGCACAAUUCAUUUGUCAGUACGUGCGCGGAUGCAUUUACCAACACCAAAAUCUCAACAACAAACUUAGCAGGCUCUGGAUUUUUUUACAAAAAAUAACUUUGCAGCUUUGAAAGUUUAGUUGAAAGUGUGAAACAAUGUACAAAGAAAAAUUGUCCUGCGCUGUGAUAAAACCAGGCAUCAUUUCUUUCUCAGAUUACGUACUGAAAUUCUGAUUCUGUGACCACAACAGCAACUGGCCGUGCCCUUUGAAAAGAGAGAGGGACCGCUGGGCUUUAUCGUGUCUUUUUCACGCAAGUACAGGGGAGUCACGGGAUCCCAACCCCCAGAAGGCUCAGCAAACGCUGCCCACACGAACUCUUCCAAAAUGGGGAUUUGGACAUGUCUGAGGACCUGAGGACUCUGGUUGUCAGGACCCGCUCCACUCACCAGCUGGCUGUAGCCAAGCCCCCCCUCGGGCGGCCGGGGGCUCGUGCCGCGUUUCACCCUUUGCUGUUCGCUUUUUGCUGGCCAGGUGGGGAACAUGGAGGGGUCGAUAGGAAGGGGAGUCUCUCGGAAAUACUCGUGCUUCAAACCGUCUUCGGCAGUGAUCCUUCUGGCUGGGUAGUAUGUCAAGAAGCUGAAAAGAAUUUAGGAAGACGAUGAAAUAGGGAAGAAAAGAGGGGCAAAAAGAAGAAAAAAAUUAGCCCAAAAGUUAUACAUUCUUCAGAAACGCGACUUAGAAUUUUCUGAUUUUUAUCAAAAUCUAGGAAAGAAACAAGAUUGCUACUACUAAACCAUUUCUCUGUUCUUCUAGGAUAUAGGUACAACAAUAAUCUCAGACUGAGGUUUAGCAGCAGGUGCUGAGAGCACAAUGUGAGCAACAGCACUGCAAGGAAUGCUAAGGUUAAAUGCACUGCAUUCCAGGCUCCACCACGAGUCCUGUCCCCACAUGGGAUCACGUUUUCCCAAGGACGCAGCUCCAGCACUUACUUGUUCAUCAGAUCGAAGCCCUGGUCCGAGAGCAGCGCCCCGAACCUCUUGCGGAGGUUGUUGUAGGGAUAUUCCGUGAACGUCAUCUUCUUCACUGCCGGCAGCUCGUUGUAACCUGGCCAGAUUUUUUCACUUGGAGUACCCAGAUCCUGUAAAUUAAAAUAUCUCCUCAAUAAACUCAUUCUAGAGUGCA